GGAGGCGGGUGUGCUCUCCGUGGCCCCGCUGCCUCCGUGAUGAUGCCGUCCUAGCGAGGGAUGAUGACAGGCAGAAGAGGAGGAGGAGGAGGGGGGCAGAGCCGCCGCCGCUGCUGGGAGCCCUGUCUCUUGCUCGCCUCGCCGGCAGUUCCCGGCUCCCGCUGCCGGGCUGCGCAUCGCGCCGCCUUGCCGACGGGCGGCGGGGUGGCCGUGGGUUUGUGGUGAGGGGCUUGUCCUCUCCAGGUGCUCUGUCCCCCGCCGAGCAGGGCUUGUGUCUCCUUCCUCCUCCUCCUGCCUCCUUCCCCGCCGCGCACGCUGCCGGACGAGGCCGGCCGGGAGCGGGAGCAGCGGCGGCCGCCGCCGCCUAAGGGGACCCUGACCAUGUCGAGCAAGAGCAGGAAGAGCAAGGAGCAGGGGAGAGUGACCUUCCCCCCGCAGCAGGAGGAGGAGGAGGAAGGGGCAGAGGAAGAGGAGCAGCAGCGCCGGCGCCGCGGCUGGAGAGGCGUCAAUGGGGGGCCGGAGCCCCCUCCGCCGCCGCAAAGAGCUGUCAAAACCCUCCGGGAGCCCUACGGAUACUACCCGCCCCCCCCUUUUGCCAGCACCAUGUACAUCGAAGAGAGCCCAUCCCUGAGGCGUAUGACCAUGAUGAGGGAGAAGGGAAGGCGACAGGCCAUCCGGGGCCCGGCCUUCAUGUUCAACAACAGGGGCACGAGCCUGACGGCCGAGGAGGAGCGAUUCCUGGACGCUGCCGAGUACGGGAACAUCCCCGUGGUGCGCAAGAUGCUGGAGGAGUCAAAGACACUGAAUGUCAAUUGCGUUGACUACAUGGGCCAAAACGCCUUGCAGCUUGCUGUGGGGAAUGAACAUUUGGAAGUGACAGAACUUCUGUUAAAAAAAGAGAACUUGGCACGGAUUGGAGAUGCCCUGCUGCUCGCAAUCAGCAAGGGUUACAUUAGGAUAGUGGAAGCAAUUUUGAAUCAUCCUGGGUUUUCAGUAAAUAAGCGACUGACUCUGAGCCCUUGUGAGCAGGAGCUCCAGGAUGAUGAUUUUUAUUCCUAUGACGAAGACGGUACCCGCUUUUCUCCAGACAUCACUCCCAUCAUUUUAGCCGCCCACUGCCAAAAAUACGAAGUAGUGCACAUGCUGUUGAUGAAAGGAGCGAGGAUAGAAAGACCUCAUGAUUAUUUCUGCAAAUGUAAUGACUGUACAGAGAAGCAAAAACAUGAUUCUUUCAGUCACUCUAGGUCAAGAAUAAAUGCGUACAAAGGACUGGCCAGUCCGGCUUAUCUGUCCCUCUCCAGUGAAGAUCCAGUGCUCACUGCUCUUGAACUCAGCAAUGAACUUGCCAAGUUGGCCAACAUUGAAAAAGAAUUCAAAAACGACUAUCGCAAGCUGUCCAUGCAGUGCAAGGACUUCGUGGUUGGUGUCCUGGAUCUGUGCCGGGACUCGGAAGAGGUGGAGGCCAUUCUGAACGGGGAUGUGAACGCAGAGCCGCUGGAAGCGCAGAGGCACCGGGCGUCCCUGAGCCGCGUCAAGCUGGCCAUUAAGUACGAGGUCAAAAAGUUUGUGGCCCAUCCAAACUGUCAGCAACAGCUACUGACAAUCUGGUAUGAAAAUCUCUCAGGAUUACGGGAGCAGACCAUAGCUAUCAAGUGUCUGGUGGUGCUGGUUGUGGCACUGGGCCUUCCCUUUCUAGCCAUUGGUUAUUGGAUUGCACCAUGUAGCAGGCUUGGAAGAAUUCUUCGAAGCCCAUUUAUGAAAUUUGUGGCACAUGCAGCAUCCUUCAUUAUUUUCCUAGGCCUGCUGGUGUUCAAUGCUUCAGACAGAUUUGAGGGCAUAACGACACUGCCGAAUGUCACUGUUACUGAUUACCCCAAGCAGAUCUUUAGGGUGAAGACCACCCAGUUCACCUGGACAGAAAUGCUGAUCAUGGUGUGGGUUCUUGGUAUGAUGUGGUCAGAAUGCAAAGAGCUGUGGCUGGAAGGACCCAGGGAAUACAUCUUGCAGUUAUGGAAUGUUCUGGAUUUCGGAAUGCUGUCCAUUUUUAUUGCUGCUUUCACAGCCAGACUCCUGGCAUUCCUUCAGGCCACAAAAGCACAACAGUAUGUGGACAACUACAUUGAGGAGAAUGACCUCUCUGAGGUCACACUUCCUCCAGAAAUUGAAUAUUUUACUUAUGCUAGAGAUAAAUGGCUCCCAUCUGAUCCUCAGAUAAUAUCUGAAGGCCUUUAUGCAAUUGCUGUUGUUCUCAGCUUUUCUCGGAUCGCCUAUAUCCUGCCUGCAAAUGAGAGUUUUGGGCCCUUGCAGAUCUCUCUUGGAAGGACUGUUAAGGACAUCUUCAAGUUUAUGGUCCUUUUUAUUAUGGUAUUUCUUGCAUUUAUGAUUGGAAUGUUCAUACUGUACUCCUACUACCUUGGAGCUAAACUAAACCCAGCCUUUACAACAGUGGAAGAAAGUUUCAAGACCUUAUUUUGGUCAAUAUUUGGCUUGUCUGAAGUAACCUCUGUUGUCCUCAAAUACGAUCACAAGUUCAUUGAGAACAUUGGUUAUGUUCUUUAUGGCAUAUACAACGUCACAAUGGUGGUGGUUCUGCUCAACAUGCUGAUUGCUAUGAUCAACAGUUCAUAUCAAGAAAUUGAGGAUGACAGUGAUGUAGAGUGGAAGUUUGCUCGUUCUAAACUUUGGCUGUCAUAUUUUGAUGAUGGAAAAACAUUACCUCCCCCCUUCAGUCUUGUACCAAGCCCCAAAUCUUUCUUCUAUUUCAUCAUGAGGAUCAUUAACUUUUCUAAGUGCAGGAGGAGACGGCUACAGAAGGACAUUGAAAUGGGAAUGGGCAAUUCCAAAUCAAGGUUAAACCUUUUCACUCAGUCGAACUCCAGAGUUUUUGAAUCCCACAGUUUUAACAGCAUUCUCAAUCAGCCAACACGCUAUCAGCAAAUAAUGAAGAGACUGAUAAAGCGUUACGUUCUGAAAGCACAAGUGGACAAAGAAAAUGAUGAAGUCAAUGAAGUGGAAGAUCUUUUGAGAAACAAUGGAUCUGAGCUCCCUGGCAGAUGUGAGAGGUGCUUGCUGCAGUUGCACACCCUAACUCACCACUGGGAUGAGACUAUGGCAAAGGUUGUCCUCCUCCUUCCAACCUUCCAGGAAUGAAACACAGGCCUGCAGUCCAACAAGGAAACUCCUGUGCUCUGGCAGAUCCCCAAACAAAAACUCUAGCUAGAAUGUUAUCAAGCAAUAGAGUGAUGCAGGGAUGGACUGAAGAUGUUUUACUGGCAUGGCAGCAUCAGGCAGCUGUGUGCAUGUGUGAUGUAAGGGGCCUGAAAGGGCUGCUCAGCUCUCAGCUGAGGCAGCAAAGCUUCUGUUUUGCUCCCUAGUUGUUCUCUGCUUACCUAUAACUCUCUUCAGCAAGAAGCAGGGAGCGAAAAGGAUUAAAUUAAAUCCCCUUCAAAUGGCAGCAUUGUGCACUGACUGUUAUCCUGACACUUCCCCAUCCUGUGUGUCUGUACAGAGCUGUGAUUGUCAGUGACAAAAACAGAAAGGCUCCUGAAAGUGAAUCCUCUCAGUGUGCAGCUCUCCUGAAUUCCCACCGCUUUCUUCCUGUUCCUUCUCUGUGAUGUAGGAAAUCAUCUGCCUAGUGACUGAUGAAAAGACUGUUCUGUCACCAGCAGCGCCAGCCCUUUCCAGAUCCCUGAUGCCACUCUGGUGUUGGCAGAGAUGUGUUUAAAUUAGAAAGACAGUGCAGAAGAAUCAGGGUUUACUGACAUCAUGGUUCUGGCUUUGGCACCAGGUUUUGUAGAGGGAAGUCCACUUUGAGCAGGGCAAGUAACCCUUGAGUUCUUGAGUUUCACUCUUCAUCUGCACAGCUAAGUGUUCAGUGUCCUGAGCAUCUCAUUGGUACCCAAAGCACAGACCCAGCCUCUGAAGACACAAUUCUUGAAGUCUGCUAUGCCCUAAACAGAAAACAUUGGCAUUUCUAUGUACUAUAACUACUUAAGCAAAAAGUCUCGAGAUUUUCCCUGUUCUGCAUCACUAGAGAAUAUAAGUGUCUCUUCAUACUCCUUUCUUUCGUACAUGACAAAUAAUUUCCCUAGGCAGAUACUGUGUAAGAAUUCAUAUCCCUCACACUUGCUGGAAGAACAGUAUUUGAACAUUUUUGAAAGCUUUUGCUCUUCAACUGAAUAUCCUACAAGGGAGCACAUGCUGCUGCCUAUUACGAGCCUGGCUUAGACAACUGUCUUGUUUAAAUGUGUUUUUUGUAUUUGUGUCAAAUUAUAACAUCAUGUUAAAUUGGCUCACUUUUUCUAAUUCCAAGGAUGUUGGUAAGGAAGAGGAGAGACUCAAAAGCUGUGAGUUUUACUGCCAGCUCUGCCACACUUUUUCCUUGUGAUUUUGGCACACCCCUUCAGAAAAAAAAUCUUUUCCUUUUCUCUCUAAAAAGGGGAUACUAAUAUUUACCAGCUGUUCAGCAGUGUUGGUGUGAUUAAUUCAUUAACCUUUGUACAGCCCUUUGGGAAUCUUUGGUGUUGUGUGUACACAUGGAGCACAAUGCUCCAGUGGACUGUGAAAAUUCCUUUGGUGCUAUUUAGGGCUGGAGACACAUCUCACUGAGAAUGAAGACGAGGUAAAUCCUCCUGACCCAUCCUGUACCUGCUCUCAGGAACAUUUUGGGAUGAUAAUCUGAAAUAGGCACUGGUGUGACUUAACUGAAUGUUAAACUUUGCUAAAAAGUGUUUAUUUUCAUUAUUAAUGCAGGUGAAUUAAAGGAAAUCAAACAGGACAUCUCCAGUCUUCGCUAUGAACUGUUGGAGGAUAAGUCCCAAGCAACAGAAGAGUUGGCAAUUUUAAUACAUAAACUCAGUGAGAAACUAAAUCCUAAUAUGCUGAGAUGUGAAUGAC
Molecule: messenger RNA, 4896 nt
Organism: Passer montanus (Eurasian tree sparrow)
Lineage: Eukaryota; Metazoa; Chordata; Aves; Passeriformes; Passeridae
Gene: TRPC3
Product: transient receptor potential cation channel subfamily C member 3
Exons: 12
Coding region: 382-3150 (922 amino acids)
Biological process (GO): regulation of cytosolic calcium ion concentration; calcium ion transmembrane transport; manganese ion transport
Cellular component (GO): membrane; cation channel complex
Molecular function (GO): inositol 1,4,5 trisphosphate binding; store-operated calcium channel activity; protein binding
Source: RefSeq, a predicted model, not a curated record